This is a messenger RNA of Tetrahymena thermophila SB210, 882 nucleotides long. RefSeq names its product 40S ribosomal protein S6. The record is from RefSeq and is a predicted model, not a curated record. Gene Ontology annotation, biological process: translation. Bases 1 to 882 code for a protein of 293 amino acids. Lineage: Eukaryota; Ciliophora; Oligohymenophorea; Hymenostomatida; Tetrahymenidae. Gene Ontology annotation, molecular function: structural constituent of ribosome. Gene Ontology annotation, cellular component: ribosome. The transcript is spliced from 5 exons.
AUGAAAUUCAACAUUAGUUAUCCUCUCACUGGUGCUCAAAAGUGCAUCGAAAUCGACGACGACAAGAAAUGCAACAUCUUCAUGGACAAGAAGAUGGGUCAAGAAGUCGAAGGUGAUACCUUGGGUGACGAAUUCAAGGGAUACGUCUUCAAGAUUGCUGGUGGUAACGAUAAGGACGGUUUCCCCAUGAAGCAAGGUGUCAUGGUCAGAGGUAGAGUUAGACUCCUUCUCAGUGAAGGUCACUCUUGCUUCACCAGCAGAAGAUCUGGUUUCAGAAAGAGAAAGUCUGUCAGAGGUUGCAUCGUUGGUCCCGAUAUGAGAGUUCUUGCUCUUCAAAUCGUCAAGAAGGGUGUUGCUGAAAUCGACGGUCUUACCACUGUUACUUUACCCAGAAAGCUUGGUCCCAAGAGAGCUAACAACAUCAAGAAGUUGUUCGGCUUGAAGAAGGAAGAUGAUCCCAUUCUCAUCAAGAAGUCCGUCAUCAGAAGAACCUUCAAGACUGCCAAGGGUAAGGAUAGAACAAAAUGCCCCAAGAUCCAAAGACUUAUUACCCCUGAAAGAAUCCUCAGAAAGAAGGUUUACAAGGCUGAAAAGACCCAAAGAUACGUUAAGACUAACGCUGCUAAGGAAGAAUACGAAAAGUUCUUAAGUGAAUGGAAGAAGCAAAGAGCUGCUAAGGCUCACGCUGCCAGCGCUCCCGUUGUUGAAGCUCCCAAGAAGGUUGAAGCCCCUAAGAAGGUUGAUCCUAAGGCUGCUAAGACCACCCCUGCUGCUACCAAGGCCACCCCUGCUGCUACCAAGGUUGCCCCUAAGACCCAAGCUGCUAAGACUACUACCCCUGCUCCCGCUGUUAAGGAUGCUAAAAAAACUACCAAAAAGUGA